AUGGAGGUCUGGUUAGGCAUAGUGAAGGAGAACAAUUAUCGUGGCCACGGGGAUAGUGUGGAUCAGCUGUGCUGGCACCCCAGUAACCCCGACCUCUUUGUUACUGCCUCUGGAGACAAAACCAUCCGUAUUUGGGACGUCCGCACCACGAAGUGCAUCGCUACCGUGAACACCAAAGGAGAGAACAUUAAUAUCUGCUGGAGCCCCGAUGGCCAGACCAUUGCUGUGGGAAAUAAGGAUGAUGUGGUCACCUUCAUUGAUGCCAAAACACAUCGCUCCAAGGCUGAGGAGCAGUUUAAGUUUGAGGUGAAUGAGAUUUCCUGGAACAAUGAUAACAACAUGUUCUUCCUCACCAACGGAAACGGCUGCAUCAACAUCCUCAGCUACCCAGAGCUGAAGCCCAUCCAGUCAAUCAACGCUCACCCAUCAAACUGCAUCUGCAUCAAGUUUGACCCCAUGGGGAAGUACUUUGCCACGGGAAGUGCAGAUGCUCUGGUCAGCCUGUGGGAUGUGGAUGAGCUGGUGUGCGUGAGAUGCUUCUCCAGGCUGGACUGGCCCGUGAGAACGUUGAGUUUUAGCCACGAUGGGAAGAUGCUGGCGUCGGCGUCGGAGGAUCACUUCAUCGACAUUGCCGAGGUGGAGACAGGGGAGAAGCUGUGGGAGGUGCAGUGUGAAUCCCCCACCUUCACAGUGGCCUGGCACCCCAAGAGGCCUUUGCUGGCCUUCGCCUGUGACGACAAAGACGGCAAGUACGACAGCACUCUUCGGCCUCCCCAACGACGCGUGAUGGGCGCCCAGCAGGCCUGGGAGGGGCAGAGAGGUGGGGCUGGUCCCCAGCCCCUCUCUGCGCUGCCAUGA
Pelodiscus sinensis (Chinese soft-shelled turtle) is the source of this 858-nucleotide messenger RNA. NCBI's taxonomy places the organism in Eukaryota, Metazoa, Chordata, Testudines, Trionychidae. The record is from RefSeq and is a predicted model, not a curated record.